Molecule: messenger RNA, 2628 nt
Organism: Venustampulla echinocandica
Lineage: Eukaryota; Fungi; Ascomycota; Leotiomycetes; Helotiales; Pleuroascaceae
Product: Condensin complex subunit 2
Exons: 5
Coding region: 1-2628 (875 amino acids)
Biological process (GO): mitotic chromosome condensation
Cellular component (GO): condensin complex
Molecular function (GO): chromatin binding
Source: RefSeq, a predicted model, not a curated record
AUGCCUCGAGUCGCCCAAGCUCCGCGUCCCAAUAACAGCAGAGCUGCAUCUGGAUCCAUUGCGGCUUCCCCCUUUAAGUCGGGCGUUAAAAUUCCACUCAACGAUGAUGCGCAAGAAAAAGCCAAAAGGAUGCAAUCACGACAUGCGCUCCAUGAUAUCCAAAUGAACCAGAUCAAGGCGGCAGCAUCACCAAUGCAGAGACUUUCGAAUCUCGAACGAGCAGGCAGCUCGUCGCCGUCCUCGAAUCCCAAAACACCGCGACACUCAGGUGGGAGGGAAAAUGAUCUUGAUGGGCUCACGGUCGGGGGGAAGGCAGUGACGCCUAUGAAACGCGUCCCUAUCCUGGCCAAUUUCGAAGAAUGGAUGAAGAUGGCAACGGACAACAAGAUCAAUGCAGCCAAUUCGUGGAACUUUGCGCUCAUCGACUAUUUCCAUGAUAUGUCACUAUUGAAGGAAGGAGAUGGAGUCAAUUUCCAGAAGGCCAGCUGUACGUUGGAUGGCUGCGUCAAGAUUUACACCAGCCGUGUUGACAGCGUGGCUACCGAAACUGGAAAGUUACUGAGUGGGCUUGCGGACAGCGGCAACAGUAAAAAGAAACAAGGCGAGAAUGAGGAAGGCGAAGAGAGUGAGGAAGAGGUUGAAGAUGAGGAUGGAGUCGUCAGGAAGAAGCCCAAGAAAAGGACUGAGGAGAAAUGGGCAUCCCGUCCGCUCUGCCAUACACAAGCCUCAGAUCGGCAGAUUAGUAGUUGGGUGGGUGACCACCAGCGAAUACCUGCUGUUGCCCAACGUUCGUCAGAAGCAACCCUGGCUAGCUCGUUUUCAGCGAUUCAAUUAAAGAAGUUCGAGCUCGAAUUCUCGGUCGAUCCUUUAUUUAAAAAGGCUUCAGCGGACUUUGAUGAAGGGGGAGCUAAAGGCUUAUUGCUAAACCAUCUUACGAUCGACUCUCAGGGGAGAAUUGUUUUCGAUAGCAGUGAUGAUGCUGGUGAUGCAUCAGCCGAAGGGCAAGCUACUAGACGCAAAGACGAUGCCCUUCAAGAUGAGGACGAAGCCGAACCAGACUCUAUGCUUAGCGUAGUAACCGAGGAGGUAGAUAACGACGACGAAGAUGUCGAAAUUAAUAUCGAAGCGCUUGGGGCUAAAUUUUUUCUGAACCUUGAUCAGUUGGAAGGACAAGAGAUUUGUCCGUCUUUAAAGAACUUUGAUCUAGGAGAUCCGUCUGGCUCAAUGGAUGUUCCUUUUUUGAAAGCCCCCGAGGAUUGGCGACAGGAGAAGGACAAACCUUCAGAUAUGUCUGCUGUCGGCGAUAAAUCAGGCAUCUUUCUCGAUGAUGACAACCCGAUUGGAUUCGAAGAUGAUGACGACGGCUUGCUAGGUAAUUUUGAUAUUCCAGCGGAUGCUGGCUUCGGCGAGGGCGGUGAAGCCUGGGCACGCGACGCUGCAAUAGAGACUCGAAUGCGUGUCCACGAUGCUGGAUUGGAUAAUGAUGGGAUGGGAGGUGGGGACGGUGAAGAUGGUGAGGGGAUGGGAAACUUGGAUUCCGAGACUAACAAUUAUGCGGUAUCAUUGGACCAUGGAGCAAAGAUUCAGCCUGGACAUGAGGAUAUCCUGAGCUAUUUCGAUGAAGCGCUGCAGAAAAAUUGGGCUGGUCCCGAGCACUGGCGGAUUCGAAAGAUCAAGGACAUCAACAAGCCUGCAACCACUGCAAAGGCGAGGAAGGAUAAGGAGCCAUUUGAGAUAGACUUCCUGUUACCCCUGAGUGCCAACUUGGCUGAGACGAUCUAUACCCAAGCAUCCUCCAAUACGGUAAUCUCGUUGCCCAAAAAGGAUUGGAAAUCGAAGACAAAGAAUCUUCUACCCGACGACAAGCAUUUUAAUUCGAAGCAGCUUUUACGGCUUUUCCUGAAGCCAAAAGCCCGAAUGCGCAGUCGCAGAUCUGGAUUUGGAGCAAAGGCCGGUAUGUUCGGACAACUUAAGGAAGAAGAGGCUCCUGAGGGCGAGAUGGAUGAAGGAUUCUGGGCGCGUAAAGAAGGGCCUACCGAUCCUGAUGAUGUGGCAGCACUUCAGGGCGAUUACGACGCGAAUUUCUUCGACGAUGGUUUGCCUAUGCCAGGAGGAAUUGACGACGAUGACGACAUGGAGUUUGCUGACGCUCGAGAACACUUCUCUCCCGGCAUCGAAGGUGGGCAAGGUGGUAUAGGUGGUAUCAACAAUAUGCUAAAUGGCGGAAUAACUCAGGCUGCUGAGGGCGAAGGUGCCUUUGGAAUGCAACUCGUUACUCAAAGCCGGAGGUUGAGGCCAGAAUACGUGCAAUAUGCACGAGUGGCGAAGAAGGUGGAUGUUAGAAGGCUGAAGGAAGAGCUAUGGAAGGGCAUGGGAAUCGAUACAGCUGACCAGCCGCCUAUCGAAGCAAAUAAGGACCCAGAUAGCACUCUUAAAUUUACCACGGUCAUGCAGAACUUGCGGAGUGUAUAUCCAAAGCAAGCAAUGGAUGACAUCUCGACAAGCUAUUGUUUCAUUUGCCUGCUACACUUGGCAAACGAGAAAGGGCUCGUGAUCGAGAAACAAGAAGGUUUGACGGAGUUGAGUAUCAGGAAAGAUCCCACGGCGGAGAUCACUGUGGGCGGUUAA